Molecule: messenger RNA, 1338 nt
Organism: Bombina bombina (fire-bellied toad)
Lineage: Eukaryota; Metazoa; Chordata; Amphibia; Anura; Bombinatoridae
Product: protein NLRC5
Exons: 5
Coding region: 46-405 (119 amino acids)
Molecular function (GO): protein binding
Source: RefSeq, a predicted model, not a curated record
GCAGAAAACACCUUUGAUGAAAUAUCCUUCUUGCAUUUUGCACAAAUGCUUCCGCGGUUGAAACAUCUGAGAAACCUAGAUUUAAAACUAUGUGGAAUCUUGGACAACAUUUUUAAAACUCUUGCACAUGGGUUUAGAUCUUGUCAACACCUUGAGGAGAUCAUAUUGUCUUGGAAUAGUAUUGGUGAUGAAGGGGCCUGUGCUCUAGCUACUGAGUUAAAUCACAUGCGGAAACUAAGGAUUUUGGAUCUGGAGAAGAACCAGAUUACAAAACAAGGGGCAGAAUCAGUUACCCAGGCUCUGAUCAGCUGCCUCAGGAUACAAGUUGUUCGUUUAUGGGGCAAUAAGAUUUCGAAGGAUGAUGAAGAGAGACUACUGGAACAAGAGCCAAGGAUAACAUUUUGAUUAACUCUAAUAUAAUAGGUCAGCAUUCUUGGCUUCCAAUGAGGGAAACCGUUCAAUAUAAAUUCCUGUAUGGGGCCUGAUCACAAAUUUGAAUGCUUUAUUGAACUACAGAAGCCAGAGAAGAAUCCCAUCAAGUUGAAUGCUGCUUGAUGCACUGUGCAUUUGCUGAUUCACUGGAAUUAUUUAGGUGUCCAUCAUCUAAUCCUUAAUAGCUUAAAGGGACAGUCAACACCAGAAUUUUUGUUGUUUAAAAAGAAAGAUAAUGCCUUUAUUACCCAUUCCCCAGUUUUGCACAACCAACACUGUUAUAGAAAUACAGUUCUGUGAUUACCUUGUAUCUAUGCUUCUGCAAACUACCACCUUAUUUCAGUUCUUUUGACAGACUUGCAUUUUAGUCAAUCAGUGCUCACUCUAGGGUAACUUCACAUGCAUGAGCUCAAUGUUAUCUAUAUGAAACACAUGAACUAAUGCCCUCUAGUGGUCAAAAUACAUUCAGAUUAGAGACAGUAUUCAAGGUCUAAGAAAUUUGCAUAUGAACCUCCUAGUUUUAGCUUUCAACUAAGAAUACCAAGAGAACAAAGCAAAAUUGGUGAUAAAAGUAAAUUGGAAAGUUGUUUAAUAUUAUAUUCCCAAUUUAAAUCAAGAAAGUUUUUUUUGGACUUGACUGUCCCUUUAACUACUGACUUUUCUACUAAAGUGUAUGGUAUUUUUUUUGUAAGUAAAUCAGUUGAUAAAUUGUGAUAAAGUUAUAGUUUUCACUCCAUGGCAGCAAGCUUCAUAAAUCUGUUACUAUUUAAAUUAAAUUAUAUGUAAAUAAGAAUAGGUUUUAAAUGUGAUGUAUAUAAUGUAAAUCUGGUAUAAAUAUGCUCUGUUAUAUUUUUAAAAGAUCUGCACUCUAGUAUUUAAAGUUUACAAUAAAAAUACUUUUCAGAA